CGACCAGCUCUCGACCUGCAACUGUCCCGAACUUCACAAUGUCCUCUCUCGUGGUGUUCCCGUCUACAACAAAUGCAUUCACCUCUUACAGGCCAAGUGUAAGAGCGCACGUCGACUUUAUCAAGCCCGGAAGCGGUAGUCAGCACUCCACGGGUCGCAUCGUAAAGCUCGAGUUACCUUCUUUGGUCCAGCCACAGGCCACGGAUCAACUUGAGCCAUUAUUCAAAUCAAUCGACGCAAUAUUGGCAGGCCAACCAACGCCAUUAAGUUACCAACACAUCACUGCAUUCUGUCAGACUGUGGUCCUUCAAGAUCGAGACGCUGCCUCUCAACUUUCCGACAAGUGCACCAGCUCAAUUGAUCGGUAUACUGAAAUCAUUCGCAGGGAAUUAAAAGGAGGCAUUUUGGCCAAAGACAGGAAUACAUUGGGGAAAUUAUGUGAAAGUUGGCAAGUUUGGACUGCGAGAACGACUCUUCUCAGCUCAUUACUGGUUCACCUUGACAAAGUCUACCAUAGUUCUUUUUCGGAACCUAACAUCUUGCGAUCCAGAGCGAUUGCCAAAUUUAAGUCCAUCGUCUGGCAAGACUCUGUAAUACACGCGGUAAUUAUCGAUGACAUUUUCAGAUGGCUCUCAGAAGAAAGGCAAACUGGAAUUCCCUCGAGCGCCCGACCCACGAUUCUGGCCGUAGACAAGAUUGCGCAAACUCUCCAGACAUUCGGCGAACUCGCGAUUGCUUACCAAGAUGAGACUCACGAUUAUUACACGUCCGCUUUGAGAAAUGCGGUCUCUGAAAUUGAGCAGGGUAAACGGAAGGCCGGAGAAUACGCCCCCUGGUUCCUUGCCAAGAUGGUCGAAGAGGAAAAUCGGGUACGCGAGUGUUUCCAUACGUUUACACUCCAACUAUUGGCGCGCGACUUGAGAAAAGUGGGUCAAUCCGAAACAACCGACAAAGUGAUAGAGUUGGCUGUUGAACAAGCUAUGAGCAACGACGAAGCAAAGGGGUUCUCAGAAUUGUACCAUUUUUCCAUUGAAACUGAUAAAUUCGCUUCUCUCGUCAAAUCUCUUGAAAACUACCUUGCCAAGAGAGUUUCAACACUCAUUUCCGACCCAGUCAAUGAUCCACGUAUGAUAGACGAAACCCUCAAACUCAAACGUUUCGCCGAAAAAACUGUAUCCAACCUCUUUUCCGAGGAAGACACCGAACCUCUUCCAGCGGAUGAAGAUGUAAAGAUGAUUUCGGUUGAGGAGAAAGAGGAGAGAGAAAAAGAGAAGGAAGCUGCAAAGGAAAAGAGGCAAAGUGUGAGAAUGAGAAUGUUUGAACUCGAAGAAGCCGUCAGGUCGGGCUUCAAGACAGGAAUGGGUAGUCGACAAAACGCCCCUGCCGAAUGGAUUGCCAAGCAUCUCGAUGCCGCCAUGCGUAAAGGCCAAGGAUCCGGCACUGAAGAACAGUUUAAUAAUCACUUGGAUGAGAUUGUCACACUGAUCGGGUUUACCAAAGACAAAGAUGUGUUCAAGGCAUUUUACUCGAGUCAAUUGGCCAAGAGGCUGUUGUUGAAUAAAAGUGCGAGUAAUGAUCAGGAAAAGACCAUGGUGGCAAAACUUCAAAAGGAGCUGGGAGAAGAAUUCACGUCGGGAGAUGUGAUGAUGAAGGACCUUCAACUUUCAGAAACGCUCGUACGAUCAUACCAACUGGCACAGUCCAGAGGUCCAGCACAGUAUGGCGAGACAUCCAACUUUACCGCCAACGUACUCACUGAGUCUGCAUGGCCUGCCUAUCCCCUCCUCAAAGACGGCUGGAAUUUCCACCUUACUCCAUCCCUUCAAUCCUCAAUCGACGAUUUCACCUCCUGGUACACCACUCAACACAAGAACCGUGUCCUCUCCUGGCGAUUCCAACUUGCAACUGUUACUCUUACCGCCCGAUUCCCAAGUGGACGGUACGAAGUCGGGGUCAGCCUAUUCCAGGCGGUCGUGCUCCUUUUGUAUAAUGAGAUUGAAAGCUUGACAUUUGCGGAAAUUAAGGAGAGGACUGGUAUCGAGAAUAAUGAAUUGGUCAGAACACUUCAAUCGUUAGCGCUAGGUAGGAAAGGUACCCGAGUUCUUCUUAAGAAGCCCUCCGGCAAGGAGGUCAAUCCUACAGAUAUCUUUGCUUGGAACAAGGGCUUCACGAGCGAACGCAUCAAAUUCAAAAUCAACCAGAUCCAACAGGAUAUGUCUGCGGAAGAAUCCCGCAAGACAAACGAACAAGUCGCUCUCGACCGAGUGUCCAUCCUCGAAGCUACCAUUGUCCGAAUCAUGAAAUCCCGCAAGAAGCUUACCCUCCAGCUGUUGAUUGAUGGGGUCGUUAGCGACGUCUCAAAAAGGUUCCCGCCGGAUGUGAAGGAGAUUAAGAAGAGGGUGGAGAGCCUGAUUGAACGAGAAUUCAUGGCCCGAGACGAGGAAGAUCGAUCUAUUCUCCACUAUGUUGCUUAAGAUCCGAUCAUGUGUACUGCUGUUCCCCUUCAGAUUGUACCGCCAAAUUUACCGCAUGUAUCAUACUAUCUCCCAAUUGACCAAGCUGGAUAUGCAUCAGGUGGUUGUAGUAGUAUCAUGUGUAUCUC
Messenger RNA from Cryptococcus deneoformans JEC21, 2602 nucleotides. RefSeq names its product ubiquitin-protein ligase, putative. The transcript is spliced from 10 exons. Lineage: Eukaryota; Fungi; Basidiomycota; Tremellomycetes; Tremellales; Cryptococcaceae. Gene Ontology annotation, biological process: ubiquitin-dependent protein catabolic process; protein ubiquitination; DNA damage response. Gene Ontology annotation, molecular function: ubiquitin protein ligase binding. The coding region runs from base 39 to 2474 and encodes 811 amino acids. Gene Ontology annotation, cellular component: Cul4-RING E3 ubiquitin ligase complex. The record is from RefSeq and is a predicted model, not a curated record.